CUCUCAUUCCGUUGGAAUAAAAACUCUUCUCACUCAUUUUUCUUCCUCUCACAAGUUUUCUUCUUCUUGUGUCUCUGACUCUUACUGAACCAGUUUCGCAAAGUCAGAGAAGCAACGCAAGCAAGAAGAAUAAAGAGAAGAACUUCGCCGUCAACGUCUCCGUCAUGGAGUUCGGAACUGCCGCCGCGACUCUCACGAAGAAGCUCUCUAACGGCUACGGCGUCUCCGGAAGAUCGGCGUACGACGGCGUUUUCGCCGCUCCAAUCAAGCUCCGAGCUCCGACUUUCUCCUCUCAAUUCGAGGAUUACCGCGAGAUUUUCGGCGCCGCCGGAGCUUCGCUCGGUUCCUCUAUUCCGAUUCUGGAACUUCCGGAACUCAACGAGAGCAAGAAAAAGAUCGACGACGUUGGGCGCUCGAGGGUCGAUUACUCGACGGUCUUCGGUGGGUUUGGGAGUCUAGACGCUGCCGUUCCUUUCGAGGAGUUAGUGGCUGAGCCUGUGGAGAAAGAUAGCUUCGCUAUACGGAGUAAGAUCAAAGAAGAAAACCAAUCUUUCCAGCAAGAGCUUAAUACUUGUUCGAAGGAAAUUCCAGUGAAAUCGUGGUCAUCCCAUGAUGCCAAAAAGGUCAAUAUGUCUUAUCAUAAAGUUAACCAAGGAAGUGAAAAUGGAACAGGUGGGACAACACAUAUAGCUCAACUCCAGGCUGUCCCUGCUUACACUCGAUUAAUCGAAGAAGUCAAGCCAAUGAAGAUAAACAGAGCUAAUAAGUCUAUACCAGUAGCACAAGAUACUUAUUCUGGUAGCCAUGUCGAGGAGGGAAUAAAAGAAGCUGCACAUUCUACCAAUUCGUAUACUAGUGCUUCACCUGAUAAUUCUAAGCAACAGUCUUCCACCAACAAUGGCGUAAAAGUUAAAAAUAGAUCUGGUUCUAUUGAUCUGUUUUUUGAUGCAUGUGAGAUCAGUAAUGGAAGUAAUGGAACAAAUAAUGUCAAAGUUCCUCGAUCAGAGACUACAGAAUCUAACUUAAAUAAACAAAAAGGUGAUGCUCUGAAAUCAACGCCAAUCAAAUUCCAGGCAUCUAAGAGUAGCUCAUCCGAAGGUGUAGCUGGUGCUGAUUCGCCACCAUACUCAGAUGAGGUAGCUGCUUCUGUAGCUGCUUUAAGAAAGGCAAUGGAAGAGGCUCAAGCAAGAAUGAAGGUUGCAAAAGAAUUGAUGAGAAGAAAGAAAGAAGGUUUUCCUGAUCGUGUGAAACGUAAGUCUAACAUUGAAGUGAAAGCUGAUGGAAAAAGAGACGCUAAAGUCACUCUUAGAACAACGAAACUUGAUGCAAAGCUAACAUUAAGAGAAAAGGAUACUUCUCUAAAUUCUUCUUCUGAGGUAGGGAGGUCAACUAUGAGAAUAGAGAAAGCGAGGCCAGAUCUGGGGACAAAAGAAACCUCUGGUGCUGAAGAAGUUGUACGCGAAACACAGAAGAAGAUGAAAUCAGAUCAAGCAAAACAUGAGAAAGAGGUUGAACAAAAAGAAUCAAAUCAUAAGGGAAAAAUACUUGAGCAGAAAGAGGCAGAAAAUAACAAGAAAGAGCAGUACUUUAAUAAAACAGAUAGGAAUACCCCUGAAAAACCUGAAGAAUCUGAUGAAAAAAUAGAAAUGGUUAGGGAAUAUUGGGGGCUGGAGAAUAAUGAAGAGAAGGUUCAUGCAGACCAUGAAGCAAGUGCAUAUGUAGAACUUGUCCGGGAAACUAAACAUAGGAGUCAAACGGUAGUAGAUGAGACAAAACUGAUUCAGGAGGUAUUUGAAAAUGGUUUAAUGGACAAUGGUCCGAAGGUUAAUGAAAAUGGGGAAGUUGAGAAUAGGGUUAAAUCUUUUUAUAAUCCGGAAGACUAUGGAAGCAAUGUCGGUGGGCAAGGGUUAAUAGAAGGUAAUGGGAAAAAAGUUUCUGGUGAGCCAGAAGAUGGCAACAAAUGUGCAGGGUCCUUUGAGCUGGAAGAAUGCAAAAUAAAUUUGAGAGCUGUUCAGGAACCGCGAGAGGCUGAGAAGAAUAUUACUGAAGAGCUAAAAGGAAGUGAGAAUAAAGUUGAUUUGUUCAGUGAGCUGGAAGAAUGUGAACUAGCAGAAAUUCUGGAGCCACUUGACAAUGAGAGUGUGUGCAGUCAUCAUGCCAUAAAUUUGACAAGUAUGGAGGAAGCGACAGAGAACUUUGGGUGUUUAGAGGACAGAAAGAAAAGAAAUGAUUCUGGUUUUCUGGAUAUCAGUCAAGACACUGAACAUUCCUGUCAGAGAGAAGCCAGAGAAGCCACUGGUAAUACCUUUGGCAGUAUCUAUGUGCAGGAGGAAAUCGUGGACCAUAUUCAUAGUAAGAAUAAGAAAAGUAAAUUGGAUGGAAAUGACAUGGUUCUUGAUGCCCAAGCAAGUGAGAAUGGAUUUCAAGAAGCCACUCAACUGAUGGAUGGAAAUACGAGGGAAAGGAUAGACAACGAGGAGCCAGUUGAAGUUAUUAGAGUAACUCUAUCUGAUCCUUGUUGCGAGGAGGUAAAAGCAGAGAAAGCUGGCAAUACCACAGAAACCAGUUCAAGCUAUGAGCCAGAUGAAACUGAGAAGUUGAACAAAACUCAGGGAGCUGAUAUAAUCACUGAAAAUGAGGAAACUUUGGAAGUAAAUCUAAAGGUUCAUUCAUAUGAUGAGGUAGAUGGUGUGUCGGAAGCAAGUAGUGCUUCAUUUCAACAAGAGAGAUAUGAAGAAACAGACCCCGUUCAGGAGACAAGUGAUUUCCGUGAUAAACAUACAGAUGAGACUCAUUCCUUCACUCAAGUUGCCGUUGAACUAAACAAAGCAGACAAUCAAAUACAAAAUAUAUUUGAAAGAGAGACUUCCGAAGGUGCUGCUACAAAUAGUGGUGACACCGACAUAAAGGCUAGGCAAAACAUAGAUCAGUGCUGGGAAAAGUCAGAAAAUUACUGCAAUCUGGAAAUGCCUGUUGAAGACACAACUCCUGAGUCUGUUGAAAUCUGCAAGGAUGCAAAGGAGACUAGAGAUGCAUUAAAGGAAGAUUUGGAUGAGAAUAGGUCUAAUUCCUCUAAUGGGGAAAUUUUGUUUGACAAUGAAGACAUUAUAGAUGAAUCCCAGAUACCUAGUACAUCUGAUUGGAAAUCGAGUCCCUUCAAAGAAGUAGAGAAGGUUGAUUCAAGUCACAUCAAUAUAAGGGAGAGUAAUCAAGUAUCCGCAAUGGACGAGAAGGGAGCAAAUGACAACUUGCAUAAGGAAGAGCAGGAAAAGGAACACCUCAAAAAACUCGAUGCAGCAAAAGAGAGGGAAAGAGAAAGAGAAAAGGAGAAAUUAGCUGUAGAAAGAGCAAUUCGUGAAGCACGUGAAAGGGCUUUUGCUGAUGCCAGAGAAAGGGCGGCAGUAGAGAGAGCUGCUGCAGAAGCACGUCAGAAAAACAUUUCUGAUGGACGAGAAAGGCUAGGAAAAACCAAUAGUCAGGCAAAUGAGAAGACCCCAGCUGAGAAGGCUGCUUUGGAGGCAAAACUUAAAGCUGAGCGUGCUGCUGUGGAGAGAGCAACUGCAGAGGCACGGGCACGGGCCCUAGAAAGGGCACUUUCUGAGAGAGCUGCUUCUGAUGCAAGAAAUAAGUCUGAUAAACCUGUUGCAGGCUUUGUGGCUUCCCGUGAUAAUGCAAUGAAGCAAAACUUCCAAUCAAAAUCUUUCAGCCAUGGUGUUCGUGAUUCUACUGAUGUAUUUGAUGGAGCUAAUGGCGAUUCUGCUCAGAGAUGUAAGGCUAGAUUUGAGAGGCAUCAGAGAAUAGGGGAACGCGUGGCACAUGCUCUUGCAGAAAAGAAUAUGCGUGACAGGCUUGUGCAGAAGGAGCAAGAGGAGAGAAAUAGGGUAGCAGAAAUUCUUGAUGCAGAUGUUAAAAGAUGGUCAAGUGGAAAAACAGGAAACUUGAGGGCAUUGCUUUCUACAUUACAAUAUAUUCUUGGCCCCGACAGUGGUUGGCAACCGAUUCCUCUGACAGAUGUAGUAACCACCCCUGCAGUAAAGAAAGCUUAUCGUAAAGCUACACUUUUUGUGCAUCCUGACAAGCUGCAGCAGCGGGGAGCAAGCAUUCAACAAAAGUACAUCUGCGAGAAGGUUUUUGAUCUUCUAAAGGAAGCUUGGAACAGAUUUAACAUGGAAGAACGAUAAACAGUGCUUAGUGCUGGGUUGUCUCAUGAUUGAAGUGCAUUAUUACUAUAUGUAUGAAAAGUAGUCUCAGAAAUCAGCAAAUAUGCAUGGUCUGCAAGUGGAACUUUAUUGUAUAGCUCAACAUCUAUUGUACUACAUUUUUAUUUUUUAGUUCCACCAAUUCCAGGCCUUUAAUUAAUUAUAGAAUAAUUUAUCCAGAA
This is a messenger RNA of Vigna angularis (adzuki bean), 4381 nucleotides long. RefSeq names its product auxilin-like protein 1. The record is from RefSeq and is a predicted model, not a curated record. Gene Ontology annotation, molecular function: clathrin binding. Gene Ontology annotation, biological process: clathrin coat disassembly; clathrin-dependent endocytosis. The coding region runs from base 165 to 4181 and encodes 1338 amino acids. NCBI's taxonomy places the organism in Eukaryota, Viridiplantae, Streptophyta, Magnoliopsida, Fabales, Fabaceae. The transcript is spliced from 7 exons. Gene Ontology annotation, cellular component: intracellular membrane-bounded organelle; vesicle; cytoplasm.